Messenger RNA from Cebus imitator (Panamanian white-faced capuchin), 2914 nucleotides. Its product is annotated as KIAA0513 ortholog. Lineage: Eukaryota; Metazoa; Chordata; Mammalia; Primates; Cebidae. The record is from RefSeq and is a predicted model, not a curated record. The transcript has 13 exons. Bases 287 to 1522 code for a protein of 411 amino acids.
GGAGGCGGGCGCGUGCGGCUGACUGACAGCCCACGCCGCGGCGCCAGGAAAGGACCCGGCUGCUCGCGGGCGGCGCAGUCGCCGCAGCCUCGGAGUCCGACGGCACCGGUUCGCUGCCCGGUCCGCCCGCGAUGCCGUAGGCCCAGGUGAGCUGCUGCGAAGGACUCAUUCUUGGUGGCCCGCAGUUACCGGCGGCUUGUGAGCUGGGUAGACUCCUGCUAACGCAGCUGGGACACCAGUCUGCUGGGCUCCCCUCCAGGCAUCCUCCCCAGCAGCUCCUGCAUCCAUGGAGGCCCCGGAGGUCCCCGUGGGCUCCCUAAUCGACUUUGAGCCUGAGGCACCCACCUCUUCUUCCCUGGAGACACCACCCCCUGCGUUGCAGGACAAGGAUGGCUCCCUGGGGGACGGCGCGUCGGAGAGCGAGACCACUGAGUCUGCGGACAGUGAAAAUGACAUGGGCGAGUCGCCCUCACAUCCGUCCUGGGACCAGGACCGCCGCUCCUCCUCCAACGAGUCCUUCUCCUCCAACCAGAGCACCGAAUCUACCCAGGAUGAAGAGACCCUGGCACUCAGGGACUUCAUGCGUGGCUACGUGGAGAAGAUCUUCUCUGGAGGAGAGGACUUGGACCAGGAGGAGAAAGCCAAGUUUGGAGAGUACUGUAGCAGUGAAGAUGGAAAAGGCCGGGAGUGGUUUGCUCGUUACGUGAGUGCCCAGCGCUGCAACUCCAAGUGUGUCUCCGAGGCAACCUUCUACCGCCUGGUGCAGUCUUUUGCAGUGGUGCUGUUCGAGUGCCAUCAGAUGGAUGACUUUGGGCCUGCCAAGAACCUCAUGACCAUGUGCUUCACCUACUACCACAUCGGAAAACCACAGCUGCAGCCCCCAGAGUCCCGGGAGAAGCCCAUGGGCAGCAUCGACUCCUACCUGAAGUCCGCAAACAGCUGGCUGGCCGAGAAGAAGGACAUCGCCGAGCGCCUGCUGAAGAACACCUCCGCCAGGACCGAGAACGUCAAGGGCUUCUUCGGGGGACUGGAGACCAAGCUGAAGGGGCCCCUGGUCAGGAAGAAUGAGGAAGACGAGAACAAACCCCAGGAGAAGCCACCCAGGGCUGGGACCGUGUACAGCCCCGAGGACGAAAAGAAGGGGGAGAAGAUCUACUUGUACACGCACCUGAAGCAGCAGCCCAUCUGGCACACGCUGAGGUUCUGGAACGCAGCCUUUUUUGACGCUGUCCAUUGUGAGAGGACAAAGCGAUCUCCCACCACCAGAGGGGAUGCUGGAGAGGAGGAGGAGAAGAGGGAGAAGUGGUGCCACAUGACCCAGGAGGAGCGUGACGACAGCCUCCGGUUCAACGAGAACAUCACCUUUGGGCAGCUGGGCACAUUCACGCACAACAUGCUGGCCUUCGGCCUGAACAAGAAGCUGUGCAAUGACUUCCUGAAGAAGCAGGCUGUGAUUGGCAACCUGGACGAAGAGCAAUACAAGCUGCUCAGUGACCACAUUGAGCAAAUGGCCACUGAGUAGGCCCCAGAGGUUGCACUCUGCGGAGGACUGAGCCCACGUGCUGUUCUACCGGGCCCGGUGCCCGGCUGCCACCCCACCCGAUGACCUGCAUGAAGCCAGCAGCACCCAGAGUCGCUCCCGCUGCCCUAGAACUAGCAGUUAGAAGAAUCCGCUGCUCCUCCCUCCUCUCCUCUGCCUGUGUCUGUGCCCCCCAUCCAUGUGCCAAAGUGUCUCUUGGGUCCCACGGCUAAAGCCGAGGUGAUCAGCCGUACUCUGAGUGCCAGGCUUGUGAGAAGAGACCAAGAGGGAGGAGGGGAAGGACGCCAUGGGCCAUUGAAGGCCAAGGGCUGGCGAGGGUGGGGCAGGCGAGAGACACAGGCAGGAUAGCCUUGAGGGGGGGCUGCAGCCCUCCAGUGGCAGAGGACUGGAGAUGCCGCUCACAGCGGAUGGCCCUGGGUCGUGUUCCUGCUACAGGGUCGGCCCUCUCCGACCUUGAGGAGGAAACACCUGUUUUAGGGAGAGGGCAGGUGUGGUGUAGAGGAUGCUCUUGGCUGGCUAGAGCAAGACCUGGCACCACCAGAGGGACGUGUGUGUGCCUGCAGAUGGCCUGGGAUCUGUGUGUCUGUCAGAGUCACAGCAGUGCCGAGGUGUCUGCAGCAGACCACGAAAACCAUCUGAAAUGCGCCCGCCUGGCCGACAGCUCCCUUCUGAAGCAGAGAAGCCUGUUCGGUCAUGAAGCAGCGUUGUGCCGUGUGUCCCACACAAGAAGUACAGGAAAGAAGUUUCUUUACUAGCUGCUAGACAAUGCCCCUUUCUAAAGGCAAACAGUGCUGCUCUUUAUUCCAGACAAGGCAGGAAAGUCUGAGUUGGGAGUGACAGCUGCUGGAGAGAGGCAGUUCUGGGCAACGCGCAGGGCGAGCCGGUGGCACCAACUCCGCCUCCAAGCGCUGAGCGUUGUGUCCCUGCCCCCAGGGGCUCCAGAAGGCGCUUUUCCUUCCCCACCAGACCUUUGGAGUUCCUUCCUCCAGCCUCUGCAGAUACGCCCUUCACCUACUGCCUGGGAACCACGGCCCUUCUCUUCUGUGGGUCUGUACCACACACACUUCAGGCCAGCCCGUGGCCCGGGGCCUGACUCCCAGCAACCGCAGGGUGGCUCCGGAGCCUCCUGUUUCACCACGCGUGGAUGCUGCCAGCCUGCCUGGGGUUCCCUGCCUCUUUCCCGUCACCACUGCGGUCACUGACUGUGAAAUAGGCCCAUGGGGCUCUCCCUCCACCUGCCAUCCUCCCCUCCCGUCCUUCCUGGCUACCUCCUCUGACAUUGGGUCACAUAAGUCCCGUCUUGUCUGUCAGCACCACAGAAGCACCUGAGAGUCACCUGGCCACUGCUUGGAAGGUUUUCCUCUGGGGAAUGCU